CAGUCUGUGUGUGGUAUAGGACGAGCGGUGGAGGAACUGGGCGAACGCUGUUGCGGGAGAUUGAUACUUUUUUGAGCUUUGUGUUGAUUUUUUUGACCGCAUUUCGGAUUUGGAGCGUCGGCUCUCACUUUUGCGCGACGGCGGGAGGGGGCUGGACGAAAAUUUCCGUAUUAAUUGUGAUUAAUACGAAGAAAAACGACCACUUUUGAGGCGGAGAGGCGAGGUUUCUUGCUGCUUUUGUGCUUGGGGGUCUUCGAGAGAAAAAGGAGCAAUAAGUGGAGAAAAAUCCAGCCUAAAAAAAAAAGAAAACAAAAAUCGUGGGGGACUGGGCUUAUGUGUUUUUUUAUAUAUUCUUUUCUCUUUUGUUUUGCUUUGCUCUGAACUGAGAGUGAGCUACUGAUCGUAAGGACCUAAGGACGAACGGGCGAACGAACGAACGGACGGACGGACAAACGAGUUGGACGGACGACGUUGACGAUACAAAGUCCUUUUGCUUUUCAAUCCUUUCAGUAUCCGCUCUGCUGGAACUAUUUAUAUAUUUAUCUCUCUAUCUGGGAAUUCUCCGGGAUUUUUGCUUCUACAUUCUAAGUGGAUUUUUUUUUACAUUUUUUAUUUUUUCCUUUUCUUGUCGAGGAAGGACAAAAGUGCAGGGCAGGGAGGGGUGGCGGGACAUUACUGCUUCUUCCUUACCUGCUCGGAUUUAUCCUGCAGCAAGACGCCACAUCUGCGUGGAUCCGUGCGGGCAGGAUGUAUCCACAGGGCCGGCAUCCGGCACCUCAUCAGCCUGGUCAGCCCGGGUUCAAAUUCACAGUAGCAGAGUCCUGCGACAGGAUCAAAGACGAAUUUCAGUUCCUGCAAGCUCAGUAUCACAGUCUUAAAGUGGAAUACGACAAACUGGCCAACGAGAAGACAGAGAUGCAGCGUCACUAUGUCAUGUACUACGAGAUGUCCUAUGGGCUCAAUAUUGAAAUGCACAAACAGACUGAGAUCGCAAAGCGCCUCAACGCAAUUCUAGCUCAAAUCAUGCCUUUUCUGUCACAAGAGCACCAACAGCAGGUAGCCCAGGCUGUUGAGCGUGCUAAGCAAGUGACAAUGACCGAGCUGAAUGCCAUCAUCGGGGUACGUGGACUUCCCAAUCUGCCUCUCACCCAGCAGCAGCAGGCCCAUGCUGUCUACCCCACGCUGAUGCAGCAGCAGCUUCAGGCUCAGCACCUCUCUCACGCGGCCCACGGACCCCCGGUGCAGCUGCCCCCUCACCCUUCAGGCCUGCAGCCCCCGGUCAUCCCUCCAGUCACGGGCUCCAGCUCUGGACUGCUAGCACUGGGAGCUCUGGGCAGCCAGGCGCACCUACCGGUCAAAGACGAGAAGAACCAUCACGACCUGGAGCACAGAGACCGGGAGUCGAGCACGAACAAUUCCGUGUCGCCGUCAGACAGCCUAAGAGCCAGCGAGAAGCACAGGGGCUCGUCUGACUACAGUCUGGACUCCAAAAAACGCAAACUGGAGGAGAAGGACAACAUGAGCAGAUACGACAGUGAUGGUGACAAAAGUGAUGACCUGGUGGUUGACGUCUCUAAUGAGGAUCCAGCCACCCCGAGGGGCAGCCCUGUGCACUCCCCUCCAGAGAACGGAUUGGAUAAGGCUCGGGCCCUGAAGAAGGAUGCCCCCAACAGCCCGGCAUCUGUGGCUUCAUCUGGGAGCACCCCAUCCUCCAAAGCCAAGGAUCACCCUCACAACGAUAAGUCCUCUACUCCGGGCCUGAAGUCCAACACCCCCACCCCACGUAACGAUGCCCCUACACCGGGAACCAGCACCACCCCCGGCCUCAGGCCCAUCCCAAGCAAACCCCUCGGUAUGGAGGCCCUGGCAGCUCCUGCCCUCCGGACCCCUCUGUCCUACGCUACCCCGUUUGCGAUGAUGGGUCACCACCCGGAGAUGAACGGCUCUCUGACCAAUCCAGGCGUCUACGGCCUCCACAUCUCUCCUCAGAUGAGCGCAGCAGCCGCCGCCGCUUACGGCCGCUCGCCCAUGCCGGGUUUCGAUCCACAUCCUCACAUGCGGGCUCCUGGCCUCCCAACCAGUCUGACGUCCAUCUCUGGAGGAAAACCAGCGUACUCCUUUCACGUGAGCGCAGACGGACAGAUGCAGCCGGUGCCUUUUCCUCCAGACGCUCUGAUUGGCCCGGGCAUCCCUCGCCACGCCCGCCAGAUCAACACACUGAGCCACGGUGAGGUAGUGUGUGCGGUGACCAUCAGCAACCCCACCCGGCACGUCUACACUGGUGGCAAAGGCUGUGUGAAGAUCUGGGACAUCAGCCAGCCUGGCAGCAAGAGCCCUGUGUCUCAGCUGGACUGUCUGAACCGGGAUAAUUACAUUCGCUCCUGUAAGCUACUCCCCGACGGCCGUACUCUGAUUGUGGGUGGCGAGGCCAGCACUCUCACGAUCUGGGACUUGGCCUCCCAGACUCCUCGCAUCAAGGCUGAACUGACCUCCUCGGCCCCAGCCUGCUACGCACUGGCCAUCAGCCCUGACGCCAAGGUCUGUUUCUCCUGCUGCAGUGACGGCAACAUUGCGGUUUGGGACCUCCACAACCAGACCCUUGUCAGGCAGUUCCAGGGGCACACAGAUGGAGCCAGCUGUAUAGACAUCUCUCACGAUGGUACCAAGUUGUGGACAGGAGGACUGGACAACACUGUACGCUCCUGGGACCUGAGGGAGGGACGACAGCUCCAGCAACACGACUUCACCUCACAAAUCUUCUCUCUGGGCUACUGUCCGACCGGCGAGUGGCUGGCUGUGGGGAUGGAGAGCAGUAACGUGGAGGUGCUUCACCACACCAAGCCAGACAAGUACCAGCUCCACCUGCAUGAGAGCUGUGUGCUGUCCCUCAAAUUCGCCUACUGCGGUAAAUGGUUCGUGAGCACAGGGAAGGACAAUCUGCUGAACGCCUGGAGGACUCCCUAUGGCGCCAGCAUUUUCCAGUCCAAGGAGUCCUCGUCUGUCCUGAGCUGUGACAUCUCUGCUGAUGAUAAAUACAUUGUGACUGGAUCCGGUGACAAGAAGGCUACAGUUUAUGAAGUGAUCUACUAGAUUUAGGAGCGACUCGAGACUGGAGCUUCUCUUUCCGCAUCGUUGGGAUUGGAACUGGGAUGAACAGAGCCGUGUUGCUCCUUUCCUCCAAAGACCUCAGAACAGGGAACUUUAUUGCUGUGUUGGGGUUCAAUUUUCAACUCGGAAUAAGCAUCGGAUUGAGCUUUUCUUUUUUUUUUUUCUUCUUUUUUUUUUGUUACCGAGACUCUUCGCUACAUGGAACAAUAAUAACCCUUUUGGAGACACACUGUACUUUUGGAGACGUCCAGUACUGUGUAUCUGAGGACCUCGAUCAGACGGCACUAAAGGAGUCCAUAUUUGUCUUGCCUUUUACUUUAAGUGAAGUCUGCUCACAGGAUUUUGCUGGGUGUGCGUGCCUAUUCUUCCGUUCGUUUGUCCUUCUACUCUCUCUUUCUUUUCUUUUUUUUUGUCAUUUUCUUCUUUUCUUAACGAAAAGCAAACGAUCUGUGAUGCAACAUGAAGCAGUGCUUCAUUUUUAGCCUCCUGCUCCCUUGGACGACUUGUGAAAAGUGUAUAUAUGGAGUAAUAAAAACAUUUCAUAAAUAUAUAUGAUUAUAUGUAUAUAUAUUUCCUUGUCCUGGUAUACUUGUGAUGGGUUUCCUUUUGUCCUCAUGUCCUCGAUGCUUGAUAAAUGUAGAUUAGGAUCUACUUUUUUAAGAUGGAUUUGUCUUUUUUUUUUUUUUUCUUUUUUUUUUGGGAGGGAGGGUGUUUUUUUUUUGUAAGUGCACUCUUUUUGGGUUGCCAGAUUGGGGGACAUUUGACAUUUGAUGGCUUGGCUUGGUUGGGUUGAGAUGGGAAGGGAUGGGACGGGAUGGGACAAGACAGUUGGGCUGAGAUAUAAAGCCUGGACAUGGACAUAAGCUUUUGUUUGGCAGCUGUGGGACACUGAACUUUUGAUGGACACUGUGGACAGAAGUUCCACGGACAAAGGCCAAACAGCAUUGAACUCUGCAGUUGAAGUGCCGGAGCACAACCGAGAGGAACAUGGGGAGAUGUUUGUAAAUUAAAAUCAAUAUUAAACUUGGAGAAUUAAAUAA
Messenger RNA from Astyanax mexicanus (Mexican tetra), 4148 nucleotides. It is a transcript of the gene tle3b, whose product is annotated as TLE family member 3, transcriptional corepressor b. The transcript is spliced from 22 exons. Lineage: Eukaryota; Metazoa; Chordata; Actinopteri; Characiformes; Acestrorhamphidae. Gene Ontology annotation, biological process: negative regulation of canonical Wnt signaling pathway; regulation of DNA-templated transcription. Bases 748 to 3090 code for a protein of 780 amino acids. Gene Ontology annotation, cellular component: transcription regulator complex; nucleus. Gene Ontology annotation, molecular function: transcription corepressor activity; protein binding. The record is from RefSeq and is a predicted model, not a curated record.